Liolophura sinensis is the source of this 937-nucleotide messenger RNA. Its product is annotated as EF-hand calcium-binding domain-containing protein 11-like. Bases 83 to 613 code for a protein of 176 amino acids. Gene Ontology annotation, cellular component: myosin II complex. The record is from RefSeq and is a predicted model, not a curated record. Gene Ontology annotation, molecular function: calcium ion binding. The transcript is spliced from 6 exons. Lineage: Eukaryota; Metazoa; Mollusca; Polyplacophora; Chitonida; Chitonidae.
AUUCCAGUGUGUCACACUCAGGGAUGGAGAAAGAGUUUUGUGUUGAGUUAGUGGAGAUUUAAGGACAUAAGAACCGCGAAAUAUGAACAAUAAUCUUGGAUUUAAUCUCGGCGCAGAGGGCUACCAACACCUCCGCAGAGACUUGUCAGAAGAUGAGCGAAAGUUGGUUUCAAAGGUGUUCUAUAUGUGUGACGCUGAUUUCAAGGGAUACCUAAGCAGGGAAGAUAUCAAAGUGGCAUUUAUUGAACUUUUUGGAUUUAAGCCAUGCAAGUCAGAAGUAGACAGCCUGAUAUUGAGGUAUGGAGGAACACAGACUGAUGAUGGACCACACCAUGGUCUCACACUUGAAGAAUUUACAACAGCAAUGUCAUCCAAGAUGGCUGAGCAGGAUGAGGAUGAGGUCAUUCGUGAAACUUUUCUUGCUUUCGAUACACACUGUCGAGGUUUCUUAAUAAGAGAAGAUGUACAGAGAAUAUUCAGUAAGGUAGCUCCUCAUCUCCCGCCUGUCACUGUAGACACUGCCUUCCGAGAGAUUGAUCAAGAUGCUGACGGGCGUGUGAGCUUCAGAGAUUUUCAGAUGAUGAUGAAAUAUGACUUUGAGUGCCACAUUUGACUGCAGGAACGUAACAGCUGCGGUUUUAUGCUGCCAGUCUGUAGGGACCAGUCUGUGAUGACCAGUCUGUAGGGACCAGUCUGUGAUGAGAUGCGCUGACAGUUCAGAUGGCCAUGCAGGCAGGAGACCCGGAGAAAGCCGAGUCGCACAUAAUGUUCUGUGGUAUGGAGCCAUUUGUGCAAAACACAGUCAUUCAGAUCACCGUCAGUUACACGAGUGUUCAGUCUGAAGGAGGAAUUGCCAUCUUUUAGUAGCUUCCAUCUGUGUAACAUGGUCUUCAUUGUUGACUCUUUCCCUUUAUAUCUGUGCCAAACCAUUUUGGAU